This is a messenger RNA of Ruditapes philippinarum (Manila clam), 1223 nucleotides long. RefSeq lists its product as uncharacterized. NCBI's taxonomy places the organism in Eukaryota, Metazoa, Mollusca, Bivalvia, Venerida, Veneridae. The record is from RefSeq and is a predicted model, not a curated record. The coding region runs from base 173 to 1114 and encodes 313 amino acids. The transcript is spliced from 3 exons.
CGGAAGCCCUGGAGGGACAUUUAUUAUUUAAAAUUUAGUACUUAAAAUUUAUUACUUAUUACCUAUUAUCUAUAACUUAUAACUUAUUAUUUAAAGAUUAUGACUUAUUAUUUACAUAUUAUCUGAACCGCGCUAUAUUUGGCGGGAGAAAUAAGAUGUUUUAAUUGAGGCGAUGACUGAAAAGGGUGAAGUUGAGGAUCAGUUACAGAUGGAUCGUACAAAGCGGAAACAGAAGUUACAGCAGCUAGUACAAAGCAUAAUGGCCACUAAAAUAACUGAAAGGCAAUCUCUUUCAAAGCACACGAGUCCUUAUACUAGAAGUGGUCGUGGGCGUGGAAGGAGGUCAGAAUACAAAGUGCCCAUAGGUUGGCAACAUUUUAGCAAAGGGAAAUACAGAAUUGUUAUGCAAAGGAAUGGAGGUGGUAAACGAUAUAUAUACAAGAAUUCUGAUGAAGAAGUAACAGUAGAUGAAAUACUCGUAGAAGGGAAAGCAUUUUACUUUAAGGAUGGCAAAAGCAAGUUUGGUUUAUUAGAGGAAAUGGCUGUUACCCUUGUGACAGCUUCUGGACAAGAAAUUUCAGGCUUCACAGACAGAAAUGGUCUGCCCUGUUGCUUCACAGAGUAUGUUAAAGCUUAUGGACUGUACCCAUCUCAGUGUCAUUUAUACUUAAGAACGAAAAUCAAAUCAGAAUCGGAUACAGAUAAAUGUUUAAAAACAAAAGAAGAAAGUCCGUGUUUUCUUGUAAACAACAUUAAAGUUGGGUUGCUGGAAAUAUCAUAUGAGAAAAAAACACAAUCUGUAUAUGCUGAUACAGGAAGUUCCAUUUUCAUUAAAUCAUACAGAACUGCUAUGUCUUUGGCAAAAGAUGAUCUUGAAGAAUACAAUGUUUUCAAUGAUGGCUAUUCAGUAAUUAGUGUACAGAAAGACAAUAAAGAAUAUUUGGUAGACAAGGAAAAUGUUUACUAUUUCCCACAAGUCAAUUUUGAUCCAAAUCAAGUUGUUUGCUUCAUUCAUGGACCGAAUAUUAUUCAUGGGAGUGAAACUGACGACUUGAAUCAUCUUAUUAUAGGAUGCCUGACAAUAUUUCAUAUUAUUUUCAAUAUAACAUGCUAAAGUCCUUUUAAAUACAAAAAAAAAAUCAAUUUCAGUAUAUCAAAAAAUCUCAGUUGAGUUCCUUUAAGAAUUAGCUUUUGAGCUUACAGAAAUUAUACACUCAUGUUUA